CCUUAAAAAUGAUUGAUGACAUACGUGUUACAUGUUUCAGGAUUGCUAGUUCUCAGGAUGGGUGUCAGGAUCCCACCCUUGGUGAAAAAGCCAAAAAAAGUUGUUGCCUGUGCGCUUCACCACUACAUAUUGAGUGCAGUGAUUCUUAUGCUUAAGGUCACACCAAUGGGGGCCGAGGCGGUCAAACCCCGACGGAACCUGACAGUUGAUUUUCUGAUCGUGAUAUUCGGUGUCAGUUCGUGGGUCGCUGUCAAUGGAUUGUGGGUGGAGCUUCCCGUGCUUGUCAAUAAGCUGCCCGAAUCAUGGGAACUGGCUUCCUACAUUGUGAUUACGUCCCAAAUCGCCAAUCUUGGCCCCAUUCUCUUCGGUGCUGCUCGCAAGAUAUGGUCUCAAAAGCUUCUGGAGAUACCCAUCAUCCAUGUAUCUCUUGGGAUCGUCGUUACCGCCUGCACUCUUUUAUGUUUCUUCUGGGACACAACCACUUUCCUCUUUGGUGGAUUACAUAGCACAGCUCUUCUCGUCCUAGCUUUUUUCCUGUCCUUUGUAGACUGUACGUCAUCUCUGCUUUACCUACCAUUCAUCGCCAACUUCAAAGAACAGUAUGUAAUUUCUUACAUGAUUGGCUCCGGUCUCAGUGGUCCGGUGCCAGGUCUGAUCGCCAUGGCACAAGGAGUUGGUGGCUAUGCUGACUGCAAGAAUGUGACUGUCAAAACGACUACAGAGAAUGGAACCAGUAUAGAUUUUGUGUUACAAGCUUAUUAUCCACCACCAAGAUUUUCACCCAAUAUAUUCUUUGGCAUCUUGACAGCACAAAUGUGUAUCAGCUGGAUCGCCUUUAUUUUGUUGAACAGUCUUACCACAGCCAAAAGAGAAAGGGUACCUUUGACUCCAGUUGCUAGAGCAUCGAAUCCAGCAUUGGCUGAAAACUUCCAGAGCAGCUCCACUGACGGAGAUUUCUCAACCAGUAUUGAAAAGCCAACUUUAUCGCAGCAGUACCUGCUUGGUAAACCUGGCUUGCCCAAAGCUCAUUACUAUUUGCUUCUAUUCAUUCAAGGAUUCCUAUCAACCAUUCAUAACGGCGUAUUGCUGUCCAUACAGACUUAUUCCUGCCUACCCUAUGGAAGCAUCGCCUACCAUCUGACGGUAACUCUUUCGAGCUUCGCCAACCCUCUGUGCUGCUUCGUUGCUAUAUUCUUUCCAGUGACCAACAUCUAUGCAGUAGCGGGACUAUCGACCUUCACCACCGCAUGGUCCAUCUAUGUUCUGGUCAUCGCCCUUCUCAGUCCAACGCCGCCUUUUGUGGGCUUGGCAAUAGGAGCUGCUCUAAUUGUCAUAGCCUGGAUCAUGGUAUCUGGCUCUGUAGCAUUCACCAAAGCAUGCAUCGCUUCCAUUUUAAGAAGAGAAGGCGGCCAAGUGGCUCUGUUCCGUUGUGGUGUGGUUACACAACUAGGGUCUGCAAUUGGUGCUCUAGUGACAUUUUUAUUGAUUCAGUACACGACGCUUUUUAAAUCCUACACACCAUGCUCUUGAAACACAAGUAAUGUGCUAGAUGUGUAAACAAAACUAUUCUAAAACUUAAUAGUUAUGCGAUGCCUCUUAGGAAAUAAUGUUUUGGAUGUUAUGUUUACAGAAAGAAUGUUAAAGUUUCUAUUGGUAACUGUCAGAAAAUGUGAGGUAUUGCAAAGCUUUUGAAGGAAAAAGGACAAAACAGUAUUUCUUUUAACUAGUCGCUCAAAACUUAUAUUUAUAAUAUAUAAUUUGUAUAUGUGUUUUUAUUAUUUUAUUUAAUCUUCUUCAUGAAAGUUUUGAAAGAUACAAAAACAUAAUAGUAUCUUUGAAUUACAUAUAAUAUUUAAUAAGGGAUACAUCGGAACAAAAGUUAAUUACUGCAAACAUACUCAACGUGUAUGUUGAAUACCAACGUGUAUAUCAUGUCAUAAAAUAUAUAUAAAAAUAUUACACAUAAAAAUGUGCAUAAUUUUAGUGUAAUUUUUAUAAUUUUUUUUUUUUAAAAAUGCCUAAUUAUGAAAUUUUUAUUUAAGUUCUUUGCAUUGGACAUAGAAUAUUCUUGUUUAAAAUGACAUUUUUAAAAAUAUAUCUGCUGUUUACAUUCAAAGGAGUAGUCAUGACCAGCGACAAAUAAAAAACAGUAUGGCUGUUAAAAAUAAUUCUUUCCAAAAAAGAAUUGGCAGUUUUCCAUCCUAGGAAAUAAAUUAGAGAUUGUCUUAAAAAUGAAGGGGGGGGGGGAUCAAUAGACUGAAUUAAAAUAAAAAUAAUGUUUUAGUUACAGAUCAAAUAAAUGGUAUGUUUCAAUUAUUAUAACAAGUGUGUUCUUGAUAUCUUAAUUUUUUUAAUCUAAAGAAUUAAAUAUUACUCUGCAUUCAGUAUUGUACUGCAAUAGCUUUUUUUUUCUUUGUGCUAUAAUAGGAGUUGUUAUGACAAUAUUGGAUUUUCACUCUCCUUGUAGAAUUUAUUUGUAAAUGGCUCUUAAUUGGAGCCAUUAGUAUUAUAUUCCUACAUAUGACCAUAUUCACAUAAAUGAGAUAAACUUGAACAUAGUGAAAAGUGGAGAGAUGCAAAGAUUUCUUCUUUAAUUUUGCAAAUGCGGCAAAGCAUUAUCCAUUUUCCAUAUAAAAAUAACAUCCCCACCUUUUAUUUUAAGUAAAAUCUUGAGAUUUUGUUUUAAUGUAAUACAAAUUAGUAAUUAGUAGUUAGUAAAUAAAGAUUCUUUUGAAGAAAAUUUUGCUGAUAUAAUUCAAAUACUAAAUUAUUUUUAAACAUUCAGCAAUAAAUUAUUGAAUAUCAUAAAAUAUUUUUUGUUUGUUCAUAAGGAAUGUUUUCUUUAUAAUUUUUGAAAAAGAUUAUUGGAAUCAUAUAUUCCUAUUAUCUACCUAAAUCUUAUCUUAACUAUUUAUUUAAAUUGUCAU
Argiope bruennichi is the source of this 2927-nucleotide messenger RNA. RefSeq names its product solute carrier family 52, riboflavin transporter, member 3-B-like. The transcript has 7 exons. NCBI's taxonomy places the organism in Eukaryota, Metazoa, Arthropoda, Arachnida, Araneae, Araneidae. The coding region runs from base 16 to 1530 and encodes 504 amino acids. The record is from RefSeq and is a predicted model, not a curated record. Gene Ontology annotation, cellular component: plasma membrane. Gene Ontology annotation, biological process: riboflavin transport. Gene Ontology annotation, molecular function: riboflavin transmembrane transporter activity.